UCUGGCUGCCCCCGCCGGGAAGACGCGGUCUGGCAGCACCGAGCGCUGAGUUCUGCACCUAACCGAGCUCAGAGAGUUCAAGAAAGGUUUGGAGGCUAGAAAUUUGGACAGGACAUGGCGACAAUGACUUGUUUCCAUUCCACAAUGUCUGUGGUCUCAGCUGACUCCAGUUGUCCAAGGACUAUCUGAGAAAGUUCAAGGGAUUGGUGAGAAGCCCUAGAAACGCUGGAAUCCAGUUACUUGCCAGCAGGAGACGUGCUGUAUAAUUAAGCUGUCAUUUCCCUGGAAGUCUUCUGGAUGGAUGGCUGUUGGAAACCCAUUGCCGUAGCCAGCUCUUCUUCCGUACUCAAGGAGUUACCCUGGCAUUGAGUAAUGAGAAUUUCGAAAACGUAUUUGAGAAGUACUUCCAUCCAAUGCUACUUGUGUUUACUUUUACAUUGUCAUUUUUUAACCGAGGCUGGCAUUCAUGUCUUCAUUUUGGGCUCUAUCAGUGCAGGUCUUCCUAAAACAGAGGCGAAAUGGGAGUUUGUAAUAAAGGAUUUGGAAAAAAUUGACAAUAUUAUUCAAUCUAUACAUAUUGAUACCACUUUAUAUACUGAAAGUGAUGCUCAUCCCGGCUGCAAAGUCACAGCGAUGAACUGCUUUCUCCUGGAGUUACGUGUUGUUUUGCUUGAGUUCAGUCAUGCUGACCUUCUUAAUGAAACAAUACAUAACAUUAUCAUCCAAGCAAACAGUAAUUUAUCUUCUAAUGCGAACAUAACUGAAACGGGAUGCAAAGAAUGUGAGGAACUGGAGGAGAAAAAUAUUAAAGAAUUUUUUCAGAGUUUUUUACAUAUUGUACAAAUGUUCCAUAAUUCUUGAUUGUAACAGAUCCUCUUCAGCAUUUCUGCUAUUAACAAACAUCUUCCCACGAUGUAAAGCAGUGAAACCCUCUGCAGUUCACAUGGGCUGCCCAAACCAGUUUUUCUAACAAGAGGAUGAUCCGGAAUCUUGAAUUGGAUGAACUCUUGGAAAUGAAGGCAGAAAAAUGGCAUUGAAUUACGUGGUGUCUAUGAACUGUCCUCAUACUUAUUUUGUUCACUUAAUUUAUUAUUGAAGUUGUACAUAUUUGUGGCAUAAUAUAUAGUAUUGAAUAAAACUGUGUACCUACUUUAUCCUUUGAAAUUGCACUGAUAUUUACCCCUUGUAAGGACAUAGGGGACAUUCCUUCAAGGGCAAGAGUGGAAUUACACAGCUGGUGGGCCUGAGCACCACUGGGGAAGGUCAGCUGUGUACUCCAGCCAGUUAGGAACCCCUAACCACAAGCCUUCACUCACCUCUCCAGUGGGUGUCCCAGAAGGAGGAAGAAUUGACUCCCAAUGAGGAAGGAGAAAUAGGUGUGGAACGGGUGCUUUACUCUGCAACAUAGUUAUUGAUAUCAGAAGCACCUGUUACUAAAGACAGUGCACGAACCUGGUAUGUAUGAUGCAUCAGUAAAUCUUGGGUGGGAAUGGCAAUAAUAAACCUUCGCUGGUAGGUAGAAUCGUGUAUAGAGAACUCAUGGUUGUAAUGAUGUUAAUAUUUCAUGCGUUCCUGAGUGUGUUUUAUUUUCACUUUUUUUUUGCCAUGUUUGUAUAAUAAAAAAACAAAAAAACAAACUGUUGAUUUGUUAGAGCCAACAUUAUCUGACAUAAAAUAAUUGUUUAUAUAUUUUUGCACUAUACUGUCUGAAAUUUACAACUUUUUUAAAAUAAAACUAUGACUAAAAUGAAAUA
Molecule: messenger RNA, 1754 nt
Organism: Mustela erminea (ermine)
Lineage: Eukaryota; Metazoa; Chordata; Mammalia; Carnivora; Mustelidae
Gene: IL15
Product: interleukin 15
Exons: 9
Coding region: 373-861 (162 amino acids)
Biological process (GO): immune response; positive regulation of T cell proliferation; neutrophil activation
Cellular component (GO): extracellular region
Molecular function (GO): cytokine receptor binding; cytokine activity
Source: RefSeq, a predicted model, not a curated record